Molecule: messenger RNA, 501 nt
Organism: Drosophila bipectinata
Lineage: Eukaryota; Metazoa; Arthropoda; Insecta; Diptera; Drosophilidae
Source: RefSeq, a predicted model, not a curated record
AUGGAUAUAUUUUUUUUUCAAAUCUCUGCCAAAAUUGAGUUUACCAACAUGAAAUGCACAUCCUUUGACAAAGAUUUUAGCGACUUUGAGUAUUGCUAUAUAAAAUCCAUAAAUAGGACCUACAAAUACAUUUCAUUGAAAGUGAAGUUGUACAAAGUACCAAUAACAAAUAUCACUGUUAAUUUUUCGUUUAUGAAGCGCACGAAUGGCUAUAAACCAUUUCUCUACAACAUUACUGCGGAUGCCUGCAAGUUUCUGAAAAAUCCAAAAUCGAAUCCGGUUUUAAUCUAUAUGUAUGGGUUGUUCAAAACCUACUCCAAUAUGAACCACACGUGCCCCUACGAUCAUGACGUUAUUUUGGAAAAGCUUUAUACGGAUUUUAUCAAUAAUCAGUUCACAAAAAUUUUGCCCUUUCCCGAAGGUGAUUAUUUGUUCCAAACUCAUUGGAUGGCGUAUGGUAUUCUACGAGCCACUGUAAAGGUGUACGUCACUUUAAAUUAA